Schistocerca piceifrons (Central American locust) is the source of this 1240-nucleotide messenger RNA. Its product is annotated as dihydrodiol dehydrogenase 3-like. The record is from RefSeq and is a predicted model, not a curated record. Bases 85 to 1086 code for a protein of 333 amino acids. The transcript has 7 exons. Gene Ontology annotation, molecular function: aldose reductase (NADPH) activity. NCBI's taxonomy places the organism in Eukaryota, Metazoa, Arthropoda, Insecta, Orthoptera, Acrididae. Gene Ontology annotation, cellular component: cytosol.
GUUACAUAAGUGGCAUAUUAUCACAGAGUUACUAUACGGUGAAGGCUCACUUGUUGUUCUGCUGUGGUGCCUUUGGUAAAGGAGAUGUCGGGAAAAGUGAAUUUUCUUGAACUGCACAAUGGAAGGAAGAUGCCUAUUAUAGGAUUGGGCACCUGGGAGGUUCAAAUACUGUCAAAGGAUGAAGUUGAUGACAAAGAAUUAGUCAACGCAAUAGAUGCUGCACUUGAAAUUGGUUAUAGACACAUUGACACAGCUUACCUUUAUUGCACAGAGAAAGCUAUUGGAAAAGUUUUGAAGAAAUGGACCAGCUCUGGAAAAAUUAAGAGAGAGGACUUAUUUAUUACAACUAAGCUACCAAGCUGGGCAAUGAAGCCUGAAAAGGUUGAGAAAUACCUUAAAGAAUCACUGGCAGCAUUGCAGUUAUCAUACGUUGACUUAUAUCUGCUUCACCAUGCUGUUGGCUUAGUUGAAAUCGAUGGUGACAAUGUAGAAGCAUAUCACAAGUAUCCAACACCUGAUGUUACAACAGACCACGUUAGUGUAUGGAAGGCUAUGGAAGCACAAGUAGAUGCUGGAAGGGCAUUGUCAAUUGGGCUUUCCAACUUUAAUGCUCGCCAGGUCAAGCGUAUAGUAAAUUCAGCUCGCAUUAAGCCAGCAAACCUGCAAGUUGAGGCACAACUGUAUUGCCAACAGAAAGAACUCGCUGCCUUUUGCAAAGCCUUAGAUAUCACUGUGUGUGCUUUUGGCCCUAUUGGAUCACCAGCUCUAAGUACUACUGGUGCAAAUGUACCCAAUUUGUCACCACUGGCAGAUCCUGUUGUGAGUGAAAUUGCAAAGAAGUACAAUAGAACACCAGCACAGAUCCUUCUUCGGCACUUAAUUCAACAUGGAAUUGCUGUAAUUCCAAAGAGUUCAAAUCCUAAACGCCUAAAAGAAAAUUUCCAGGUGCUUGAUUUUGAAUUGAAAGAAGAUGAUAUAGAUAGGCUUGAUGCAUUAGAUAAAGGAGGGAAAGGUCGCAUUUUCACUGAAAAUGUGAUGAAGGGGUAUGUCGGGCAUCCAGAAAAUCCAUUUGUUGACAGAUACUAGCCGCUCAUUUCAGUGGAGAAAUCUUCAUUGCUUCCAACUCUGUUGGGUAUAAAAGUCAACUGUUGUAUUUUGUUCCAUUUCUUAACAAUAAGUUGUGAAAUGUAAAAUAAUGCAUACCAUGAAGCGUGAAACAUUAAAUGUGGUCAUGAUUGGA